Messenger RNA from Symsagittifera roscoffensis, 4711 nucleotides. RefSeq names its product calponin homology domain-containing protein DDB_G0272472-like. The coding region runs from base 748 to 3798 and encodes 1016 amino acids. The transcript is spliced from 2 exons. Lineage: Eukaryota; Metazoa; Xenacoelomorpha; Acoela; Convolutidae. The record is from RefSeq and is a predicted model, not a curated record.
UGUUUUUUAUGUUUGUUUAAUCGCAAGUAGUGCGAAGCUCCGCUUAGCCUCUGUGUACAGAAUUUCAACUCGAUGUUUUACAGAAAUCUAAUUGAUUCCAAGCUCUUUCGUCUGUGUUGAAGAUGCUUCGCAAGUUCUAAUCAUUGCACAAACUAUAUUGAUCCAUCCAUCUUGUCACUAACCUAUUCUAGCUAGUUAUUUGAAAGUAAACUGACCUGAGAUGUACAGGGUUAUCAGCAGAUAUAAUGUAACUAGCUAGCUGUUUGGAAUUUGGAACCCAUAAUUCGGGUUUGAUCAAAUGCCAAUAGAGGGCGAAUUGCUCUCUGAAACAAUGAUUAUUUUGUAGAACGAAUGGAGUGGUAUGAAUUUUCUGUGUGACGUAACUUGAAAUCCUUCAAAUUUUCUUCAUUGUUUCUCUGUUUCAGAUUUUCCCAUGCAAGUUUAUCUCGCAACUGUUAAAUGCAGUUUUCGCGUUUAUACGAAAGUCAAUUGAAGAGAAACUUUAUCGAUUCGGAAAUUUAUUCCCGAAAAUUAUUCAUACACAUCGAUUAGUUUUUGCUUCAUAUCAGACUUGCCUUAUACAACCAACUUAAAUCAUGGGUGAAAUAGCUCAAAUAGUUCAAAUCUAGAUUUUGCGAUUGUCCAAUUUAGGGAUAUCUCAAUUUUUGGGGCUUCAACUAUCUGUUAUUCUAUCAACUUGGUUAAACGAGUGCGCGUUUAUGUUUGUCGGCUAAAGUGUCCACCACAAUGGCGGAGCGCAAUAUCGUUGGAAAGUCGCCGAUGGAUGUGAGAGCUCAGGGGACCCCCUGUCUCACUGACGGGGACGAAAGGCGAAGAAUGGUAUUGGAACGCAAAGCUCAGCGCGACAUGGAAAAACACGAAAAGCUGAUUCAGAAGCUAACUCUAGUCGAAGAUCGGAGACAAGCUGUGAUUGAUGAGCGGAAGAAGCGCGCGUUGGAAGCGGCCGAAAGAUUGAAUGAAAGACUUGCUCAAGUAAGCGCGAAUCGCAGGCAGAAAGAAGAAAAUGACCGAAUGAAACGAGUAUCUGCGAUUCAAAGAAGUGAACAGAAUUCAGAAAGGGCCGAUAAGAUGAAAAGAAGACACACAUUACCGCGAAGCAUGAGUAUGAGAACGGGAAAUCAAGCGAACCAAUCUCCAAGAGUACUUCCAAACGGUGACGCCCAGGAAUCGCAUCAGAAUGGACAUGCUUCCAGAGUAGCCAGGAACCGAAUGUCUAUGCCUUCCCCUCCCAAUGAAUUCUCCGCACCUUCCGCAGUCCAGAGGUCGAUAAGUGCAAGAUACCGGUCUGCGCAAGCGCUUUCAAACGGGGCUCCGAGACCAGUUAAAUCAACUAGUAGGCCGACUCAGAGUGUAACAGCGUCAACACUUUCAAGAUCAAAAAGUCAGCGAGUAGUGUCUUCGAGUAGCAAAUCAGCCAGCGGUACCGCAAGUUCAGUAUCUGCUUCGUCUUCUCUAAGAACCAGUGCAGAAUCCAAGGUCAAAUUUGGCAACCCGGUCGAUAAAAAGGUUAUGUCGACCAAAUUGAUUUUCCGAGCUCUCCUAAAGCAUGCGCGUUUAUGUUUGUCGGCUAAAGUGUCCACCACAAUGGCGGAGCGCAAUAUCGUUGGAAAGUCGCCGAUGGAUGUGAGAGCUCAGGGGACCCCCUGUCUCACUGACGGGGACGAAAGGCGAAGAAUGGUAUUGGAACGCAAAGCUCAGCGCGACAUGGAAAAACACGAAAAGCUGAUUCAGAAGCUAACUCUAGUCGAAGAUCGGAGACAAGCUGUGAUUGAUGAGCGGAAGAAGCGCGCGUUGGAAGCGGCCGAAAGAUUGAAUGAAAGACUUGCUCAAGUAAGCGCGAAUCGCAGGCAGAAAGAAGAAAAUGACCGAAUGAAACGAGUAUCUGCGAUUCAAAGAAGUGAACAGAAUUCAGAAAGGGCCGAUAAGAUGAAAAGAAGACACACAUUACCGCGAAGCAUGAGUAUGAGAACGGGAAAUCAAGCGAACCAAUCUCCAAGAGUACUUCCAAACGGUGACGCCCAGGAAUCGCAUCAGAAUGGACAUGCUUCCAGAGUUGCCAGGAACCGAAUGUCUAUGCCUUCCCCUCCCAAUGAAUUCUCCGCACCUUCCGCAGUCCAGAGGUCGAUAAGUGCAAGAUACCGGUCUGCGCAAGCGCUUUCAAACGGGGCUCCGAGACCAGUUAAAUCAACUAGUAGGCCGACUCAGAGUGUAACAGCGUCAACACUUUCAAGAUCAAAAAGUCAGCGAGUAGUGUCUUCGAGUAGCAAAUCAGCCAGCGGUACCGCAAGUUCAGUAUCUGCUUCGUCUUCUCUAAGAACCAGUGCAGAAUCCAAGGUCAAAUUUGGCAACCCGGUCGAUAAAAAGGUUGAUUAUGUGACUGAAAACGAGAAAGCAACAUUUAGACGCGCGCAGUCAGUUUCAUUGAAAAGGAAGCCGAUCCCCCCGCGUGAAGUGAAGCAACCUCAAGAUAAACCUUCGAAGCCUGCCCAUAAGAUGCCUUUAACUAGUACGCCUAAACCAGGAGGAAAAUUCCAAGCUGCGAAACCAGAUGUGGAGCCGACACCCAAGGCUCCUACUCAGACAAAGACAGAAGAAGCUCCAGAGCCUAAAGAGGUAUCGGCCGCUGAAAUAGAAUUCAAGAAAAAACUAGCGGAAAAGAGAAAAAUGGCUCGCGAAAACCAAAUGAAGAAAGAAAAUGAAGCGCUUAAAGUUACAUACGAACCAGAAAAAAGUGCACUGCUUGUGAAGCCAGAAGAAACUGAAGAAAAGAGUGAAAGUUUAGCUUUAGACUUAGUAAAUUCAGGGCAAGAAAAUAAUGCUGUUAUUGAAACUGAAUCGGCAUCGUCUGAAGUUGAGAAGAAUGCAGAUGCCUCUCAAGUAGUUUCGGAAAGUGACGCGAAGUCCUCCACUGAGAACAGUCCUCGCGAUGGCGAAACAGAAGAAGAGCGAGAAGAGAAAAAACGCCGAGAGCGGGAACUGAAAGUGGCCGAGCGAAUUAAACAAAUGGAGGCCGAACGAGAAAAGGAACGACUUAAAACCGAAGCUGAAAACGAGGCUAAGUUACGUAAUGAGGAGAUGGAGCGGGAACGAAUUGCUCGCGAGGCUGAGCUAGAAAAGCAACGGAAACAGGAGGAAGAGGAACGAGCUGCGAGGAAAGCGAAACUAGAAGCAAUUAUGGCUCGUACUCGAGUCGGAAAUACGAAUCUAUCGCGAGCAGUGGCGAGUUCAAUCGUGACGUCGCAUACGCAAAAAGAAGAAGAACGAGUGACAGACGACGACGCUGCGUCGACCGCCGAGUCGUGUAACCCGACAUCAACUGGUUUAGAGGUCAGAAAAGUCGAGAAUGACUCGGAAAAUGUAAUAACCGACUCACAAAAUGAGGGUGAAAUUGAGUCGAAGUUAGCGCACGAAGGUUCACCGUUAGACAACCCAGUUAAAAGUGGUGCUUAUAUUCAUUCUGCUUCCACGACAGUCGAGCAUGAAAGUCCUGGUGGUUCCAAAAUAGCAAGCCCUUCAGGCGAGGACAAUCUUUCACCUGUACCCGAAAGGCAUAAAACGCUAUCGAAUGAGGACAAAAACUUCGAACAAGUAAUUUUACUGAAUGAAGAAAAUGGAGCGAAACUAGCAGCUAAUAGCGACAAUAAUGCGGAUAGUUUGCCCAAUUCGGGUUUAGAAAGCAGUGAGUUUCUAGGUGACACCAAAACGAACAGCGAGAGUUUGAAAUCAGGGACUGUUACUGAGAACGACAAUGCAGAACAUAGCCAAUUUCCGUUCUGAUACAACUCACUUUUUAAUUUAAAUGUUUCGAUAAUUUGCAAUUAUGAAUCAGCGAUUUGAGAUUGGUGGUCGUUAAUAAUAGUAUAGCAGUGCUUUACAUAUAGAUUCUUCUAAGUUGAGUUUUUUUAGCGGUUGCGUUGUUUUAGUUGUUAAUAUAGGGUGCUCUCUAUUUAUACCAUAUCUUCACAUUAGUAUCGCAUAGUAAAUCACCUCCCUCCUCUGCCGAAUCUACUGCAAAUGGUGGCUAUAUUUUUCUAAAUGGCAAAUAGAUACCAAUGAAAUCACCCUUCGUCUGUGAUCUUUCGAGUUCCGUCUUUUCAUGCGAAAGCUUGAUGUCGCUUGCAGGGCUUGCUUCUCGCUUCCUUCAAUCACUUCGAAAGGUUGCAAUGAUGAGUUAAAAUUCUGCCUUAAAUGACAUAUUAUAUUGAAGAUAUAUCAAUACUUACUUGCCUCCAAUACAUUUUGUAAUUUAAGUAAAUUGGAGUUUUUUUUGUCAUAACACGUCGAAAAUCAGUUUUAAAUUAUUUGACAGAGUCGUAAAUGUUUGACCUCCAAUCAUCUUUAAUGGCUGAUAUUGUUUCCUCUAAUUUUCAUCGUUGUUGCAAUAAUUCUGCUUUUGAGCAUAAUAUCCUUCUAAAUGCAUAAUUUGUGAUUAUUAGCCUAGUGUAAAUCAGUUAAACAGAUCAGUUUUAUAUGAAACCAGUUCACCAUUAGUCGCUUUAGAAAAUGAAAUUAAAGAGAAGUCCUGUUGCUUUUUUACUCUGCAGUGAAUUCAGUUCGCAGUGGCCUUGUGUUGAAUUUGAUCGAAUUUGAGUGCGCUAUUUCGGUUAUACAUUGAUUAUGAAGGGGCAUUUUCUAUCAUACUGUAAUUGUUCGACAGCUAGAUCAAUGAAAUUUUACUUUUAACGCAAUU